AUGGCACCACCAUCGACACCAGCCCAAUCGCGAUUCUUGCCCCCCAAGAAGGGCCAGCAGCCUCAGACAGGGAGGCAAGUGCCUCUGUCCCUGCACAACGGCCCGCGCCAAUUCGCCUCGACCCCGCGGUUCAACACCUCCGCAACGCCCAGGCCAGUCUCUCAACAGCAGCCACCGCCCUUUUCAACGCCGCUGCCAUCUUCGGCUAGGCCUCGUGCUACGCAGCAUGAGCCCCUGAGCGACGUGAUUGACACCUCUCCCAUAUCCCCAGAUGCGGACGAAGAUGGUGACGAGCACCGCACCCGGCUCGAUGAGUCCAUAGAGGUCGACUCGCUGUCGGCCUCCAGGUCUCCGUCUCGCCAUUUCCAGACGAGCAGGCCAGCAAAGCGCCGGCGGGUCUCUCUGUCCCCGGAGAUAGAUGCCAGCCCUGAUGAAUACCAACGCGAUGCACCCAUGGAGGAUGACGAACAACCAGAGGUCUCAAGCACACCUGUGUUUGAUGACAGGAUCGCGGUCCAAUCUUCUUUCGACCGCGAGAAGUCCACGGCGGACUCUCAACCGCAAUCGCCUCGGGCGGCAGAAGAGCAACCUCCUCGCCAUCCAACAUUCCACAACGCGCCGCGUUUCAAGACAGCCGAAAUUACUGCAGAAGUCCAGCAGCGUCCACUACCUGAGGCCUUCUCCCCCCAGCGCCGCGGCGCCAAAUACGUCGCCGGUGGCCUUGCAGCUGAAGUGCGCGACUGGCUCGUUCAGGUCAAGGGCGCUUCUGAGUAUGACAGACCUGCCGGGUCUAGCAUUGACGUGGUCGCUGACGACGCCAUGUCAGCCCCUGGCAUGCACGUCAUUGCCGCUCGGCGACUCGAUACUGCAGUCGAGGAUGAGAGCAUCCCUGGGAAGAUGUUCAAAAUGAGCAAAUCAUACCCCGAUCACGAGGAUGGAGGCUCUGACAGGUACGAACGCCUAGAGGAGCUUCUUCGACAGACACUCACGCUCGCCGGCGAGAUCGCCGAGGAUGAGGGAUGCCCCCUGCCAGACGAGUGCAUCAUUGUGCGAAGGAGGUCAAAUUCCGAUGCUACAGGAGGACACCGACAAGAUAUCCGCUCUAGGCUGCUCAAAAGGAGGAAGGCUUUGAAGUUCGACGAGAGCGAAGACAGCCAGAGCCAAAGCCAGAGCCCAGCAUCCUCGGUCCAAGAACCUUUCUCGCCCGGGUCUCUCGCAGUCAGCCUUGAUGCCGUUGUGGAGAAAGGAAAGACAUCGGAUAACGACUUAACCCCCAAAUCUCACCAAAAUUCGGAUGCCGUCCUGAAGAGGCCGCAGAAGAUCGAGGACGAGCGUUUGAAAGGCGAAACUACGGCACCGAAUCAACCUUCGCCCCCGAAGUGGCACAUCAGGAUCAUUCCCGUCGCCUCGAGCCGAGACUCGGGCAGCCCGGCUCCAUCCUCGCCCACUCUUAUGAAACUCGAGGCAAUCUUCCCGCUUAAGGCCUCCGCCGAAGGCAACGCCACAUCCUCACUGGCGUGCAGCGGAGAGACUUCGUACAUCAUCAUCGGCAGGCCGCCGAUGAUUGAUUCUUCACCGGAAAGCUCCCAUCCCCAAGCCGACGAAGAAGACAUCCUCGUUGCCCAGGAAAAGUCUCUGCAGGAGUUCAUCCAUGAGUGGCAACAUGAUGCCGAGUCGCCAGGCGUGGAGGAAAGGAGAUUGUGA
Molecule: messenger RNA, 1704 nt
Organism: Diaporthe citri
Lineage: Eukaryota; Fungi; Ascomycota; Sordariomycetes; Diaporthales; Diaporthaceae
Exons: 4
Coding region: 1-1704 (567 amino acids)
Source: RefSeq, a predicted model, not a curated record